This is a messenger RNA of Mucor mucedo, 1422 nucleotides long. RefSeq names its product 6-phosphofructo-2-kinase-domain-containing protein. The coding region runs from base 1 to 1422 and encodes 473 amino acids. Gene Ontology annotation, cellular component: cytosol. The transcript has 6 exons. Gene Ontology annotation, biological process: fructose metabolic process; fructose 2,6-bisphosphate metabolic process. Gene Ontology annotation, molecular function: ATP binding; 6-phosphofructo-2-kinase activity; fructose-2,6-bisphosphate 2-phosphatase activity. The record is from RefSeq and is a predicted model, not a curated record. NCBI's taxonomy places the organism in Eukaryota, Fungi, Mucoromycota, Mucoromycetes, Mucorales, Mucoraceae.
AUGGUAGGUUUGCCUGCGAGAGGAAAAACCUACAUUUCACAAAAAGUAUGCCGCUAUCUUACCUGGCUAGGCAUCAAGACAAAAGUAUUUAAUGUUGGCAAUUACCGUCGACAGCUUCAUGGAGCCAAUUUACCUCACACCUUUUUCGAUCCCCACAACACUUUAGGAGAGCAACAAAGAAGAGAGGCCGCCGCCGCCGCUCUCGAAGACAUGAUUCGCUGGUUCAAUGAUGAGCAAGGGAUUGUUGCCAUUUACGAUGCCACCAACAGUACGACAAAGAGACGUCGAUGGUUAUGUGACACUUUGGCAAAGCAGGAUAUUCAAGUGUUAUUUAUCGAAUCCAUCUGUCAGGAUGAGGAGCUGAUUUUAGCAAAUAUCAAGGACGUCAAGCUUUCAUCACCUGAUUAUGCAAAUAUUGACCCAGAUGAGGCCGCUAUCGAUUUCAGAGCUCGAAUUGAUCAUUACAAGGAACAAUAUGAAACAAUUACCGAACAAGAAUUAACAUACAUCAAAUUGAUUAAUGUCGGUAGUCAAAACAUUAUUAAUCAAAUCCAAGGCUACUUGGAAUCACGAAUUGUUUAUUACCUCAUGAAUCUUCAUAUUGCACCUAGAAAAAUUUAUUUCAGCCGACAUGGUGAGUCGCAAUACAAUUUAAGCGGAAAGAUUGGUGGAGAUUCAAAUUUAUCAGAAAGAGGAAGAUUAUAUGCAAUGAAAUUACCUGACUUGAUCAAGACAAAUUUGGGCGAUCAGGAUUUAACAGUUUGGACUUCCACUAUGAAAAGAACCAUCGAGACUAGUGAAAAGUUAGAUUAUCCAAAGUUACAAUGGAAAGCAUUGGAUGAAUUGGAUGCUGGUGUUUGUGAUGGCAUGACCUAUGAAGAAAUAGAGCAAAAAUAUCCUGAGGACUACGCUAAUCGUGAUGAGGACAAAUUCAAUUAUAGAUAUAGAGGUGGAGAGUCAUACGGUGAUGUUGUCUUGAGAUUAGAGCCAGUCAUCAUGGAAUUAGAGCGACAUGAAAAUAUUCUUAUUAUAGGUCAUCAAGCUAUUCUUCGAUGUAUAUAUGCUUAUUUUAUGAACUAUAACCAUGAAGAUCUUCCGUAUAUUAAAAUCCCACUUCACACUGUAAUUGAAUUGACACCCAAGGCAUAUGGCUGUGAAGAAAAGCGAUUUAAGGUGGAUAUUGAGGCCGUGGAUACACAUAGACCCAAGGUUAAAAAAUCCAAAUCCAUUCGGAAAAUCAACACUUCUUUUAAACUACCAGCUGUCGGAGCCAGUGGAGAAAUUGUGAGAGACCCAAUGAGUCCAAUCAUUCCCAUCAGUCCACAACUGUUUCCUAAGGGAAGUAGCUCUACUACCACAUCUAAUAAGACGGGAUUAUCCAAUCUUGAUUUAGGUGAUUCUGCUUGGCCAUACAAUAAAUAA